AUGGGUUUUAUAUCAAGCGUACUAUGUUGUGGCAAUGAAGAUGAUGAACCCAUUACAAGGUAUCAAACCAACCCUGAGCCCAAAUCCAAGGACAUAUCAGAUAUAAAUUCAAGCCGGACACAUAAACAGAGAUCAAGGCAUCAACAUCAACAUCGCCAACAACCACGUCAUCGUUCUCGUCAUUCUAGGUCACCUCAGCGUUAUGAGAAACAAAAGGAGGAUGAAUUGAAGAAAGGGGAUAUCGAAUCAGUUAAUUUAAAGAAUGGUAAAAAAUCAGAGAGCACUAGCACAACGUCAGAUACGUCAGGUAAUACAUUGGAUUCGUCAUCACGUGAGCGAUCUAAGAAGAAGGAGAAACAAUCUGAAUCAUCGCCACCAAAGCCUAUUGAGAGGAAAGACAAUGAUGUUGCAACUACUACCACUAGUGAUGAUGAGAAGGGAUGUGAAUUAGUUGAUGAAGCAGAGGCGGAUUCCGACGAAUUACCAACCGCUGGAAGCGAGUCUAAAGCGAGGGAGUCCGCUAACGAAGAGAGAGAAACAGAUCAUCAAAAUAUAAACAGAAGAGAUAAUGUUUCUUCUAGGAGUGCUGCGCAAAGAGCAUCUCAAAAUGUAGCACACGAACAAGAACAGAACGAUGUGGGAUACAUACAGGAUCAAAACACUUCCGAUCCUAAUAUAAUAACACAGACAUCAUCACACCCUGACAGUAAUAUAGAUUUAACUAGGAAUUAUAGUGCUGAAACGGCGACCACCUCAAUGGCUACGACAAUGACGACGACAACGUACGAUGAUGAAGAUGAAGAAGAUGAAUUUAUCGAUUUGACAUUGUUGCAACCCAUGCAAUACCACGCACCUGGGUUUAACACCCUCUUACCGCCCAAGACUGAGAAGAAAUUAAUCGGGAAGAAAUGUCUGGUCCUCGAUUUGGAUGAGACAUUGGUGCAUUCUUCCUUCAAGUAUUUACAAACUGCAGAUUUUGUACUACCUGUGAACAUUGAUGAACAAAUCCAUAACGUCUAUGUGAUAAAGAGGCCCGGCGUGGAGGAGUUCCUUAAGCGUGUCGGUGAACUCUUUGAAGUUGUUGUUUUCACUGCUAGUGUGGCCCGGUAUGGGGAUCCUCUUUUAGAUAUAUUGGACCCGGGGAGACAGCUAAUACAUCAUCGUCUGUUUAGAGAGGCAUGUUACAAUUAUGAGGGGAAUUAUAUCAAAAAUCUUUCGCAGAUGGGGAGACCCUUGUCUGAGAUUAUUAUUUUAGAUAAUUCACCUGCAUCUUAUAUUUUCCAUCCACAACACGCCAUUCCUAUUUCAUCAUGGUUUUCAGAUUCACAUGAUAAUGAAUUAUUAGAUAUUAUACCGUUAUUGGAGGAUUUAGCGAAUAUUAAAUCAUUGGAUGUUGGUAAAAUUUUAGAUGUGACUAUAUGA
Naumovozyma castellii is the source of this 1422-nucleotide messenger RNA. RefSeq lists its product as uncharacterized. The record is from RefSeq and is a predicted model, not a curated record. Lineage: Eukaryota; Fungi; Ascomycota; Saccharomycetes; Saccharomycetales; Saccharomycetaceae. The transcript has a single exon. The coding region runs from base 1 to 1422 and encodes 473 amino acids.